Pteronotus mesoamericanus is the source of this 3571-nucleotide messenger RNA. It is a transcript of the gene AMFR, whose product is annotated as autocrine motility factor receptor. NCBI's taxonomy places the organism in Eukaryota, Metazoa, Chordata, Mammalia, Chiroptera, Mormoopidae. Gene Ontology annotation, cellular component: endoplasmic reticulum; cytosol; ubiquitin ligase complex. The coding region runs from base 178 to 2121 and encodes 647 amino acids. The record is from RefSeq and is a predicted model, not a curated record. Gene Ontology annotation, molecular function: ubiquitin protein ligase activity; ubiquitin binding. The transcript has 14 exons. Gene Ontology annotation, biological process: protein K48-linked ubiquitination; endoplasmic reticulum unfolded protein response; ubiquitin-dependent protein catabolic process.
CCGGCAGGGGCAGCAGCGGGAGCGGCGCGAGCGUCCAGAAGCGGCCCGGCCCUGCCCGGCGAGGCGGCGGCGGCGCCGGCAGCGACGCCAGAGCCCGUGGGCGCCGUUCACGAGGCCGCCGCAGGGGCCCGACUGCAGCGCGGGGAGGCCUUGGUGCCGGAGGCCGCCGCUGCCGCCAUGCCGCUGCUCUUCCUCGAGCGCUUCCCCUGGCCCAGCCUCCGCACCUACACGGGCCUCAGCGGCCUGGCGCUGCUCGGCGCCGUCAUCAGAGCCUACCGUGCCCUCAGCCAGCCCGAGGCCGAGGCCGGGCCGGGGCCCGGCGAGUCGGAGCCCAUAACGGCCCCGGUGCAGCCAGAUCCAGGCGCGGUCGCCCGGCCCAGUGCCGGGGGCCCCGGGGCCAGCGACGUGGCCCAGUACCUGCUCUCGGACAGCCUGUUCGUGUGGGUUCUGGUCAAUACUGCCUGCUGUGUGUUGAUGCUGGUGGCUAAGCUAAUCCAGUGCAUUGUGUUCGGCCCCCUUCGCGUGAGUGAGAGACAGCACCUCAAAGACAAGUUUUGGAAUUUUAUUUUCUACAAGUUCAUUUUCAUCUUUGGUGUGCUGAAUGUCCAGACAGUGGAGGAGGUGGUCAUGUGGUGCCUCUGGUUUGCCGGACUGGUAUUUCUGCACCUGAUGGUUCAGCUCUGCAAGGACCGAUUUGAAUAUCUCUCUUUUUCUCCCACCACACCGAUGAGUAGCCACUGCCGGGUCCUGUCCCUGCUGGUCGCUAUGCUGCUGUCCUGCUGCGGGCUGGCGGUUGCGCGCUGCGUCACCGGCUACUCGCACGGGAUGCACACGCUGGCUUUCAUGGCAGCAGAGUCUCUUCUUGUCACCGUGAGGACUGCUCAUGUGAUUUUACGAUAUGUAAUCCACCUUUGGGACCUCAAUCAUGAAGGGACGUGGGAAGGAAAGGGAACAUACGUCUAUUACACAGAUUUUGUCAUGGAGCUCACUCUCUUGUCCCUGGACCUCAUGCAUCACAUUCACAUGUUGUUAUUCGGCAACAUCUGGUUAUCCAUGGCCAGCUUGGUGAUCUUCAUGCAGCUGCGCUACCUGUUCCACGAGGUGCAGCGUCGGAUCCGCCGGCACAAGAACUAUUUGCACGUCGUUGGGAACAUGGAGGCCAGGUUCGCAGUUGCAACGCCGGAGGAGCUGGCUGUCAAUAACGACGACUGUGCCAUCUGCUGGGACUCCAUGCAGGCGGCCAGGAAGCUGCCCUGUGGACAUCUCUUCCACAACUCCUGUCUUCGUUCCUGGCUAGAACAAGACACCUCCUGCCCGACGUGCAGAAUGUCUCUGAACAUCGCUGACAACAGCCGUGGCAGGGAGGACCAUCAGGGGGAGAACUUGGACGAGAAUUUGGUUCCUGUCGCAGCCGCAGAAGGCAGACCUCGCUUAAACCAGCACAAUCACUUCUUCCACUUCGAUGGGUCCCGGAUUGCCAGCUGGCUGCCGAGCUUCUCAGUUGAAGUGAUGCACACCACCAACAUCCUGGGCAUCGCGCAGGCCAGCAACUCCCAGCUCAAUGCCAUGGCGCACCAGAUUCAAGAGAUGUUCCCCCAGGUCCCCUACCCGCUUGUGCUGCAGGACCUCCAGCUGACCCGCUCGGUGGAAGUGACAACGGACAACAUUUUAGAAGGACGGAUUCAGGUCCCUUUCCCCACACAGCGGUCAGACGGCAUCAGACCUGCGUUGAACAGUCCUGUGGAAAGGCCGGAUGGUGGCCCAGAGGAGGGAGCAGCUUCUGCCCAGACGGAGCGUGUGCCGCUGGACCUCAGUCCCCGGCUGGACGAGGCCCUGGACUUCAGCGAGGUGGAGGCCGAGCCAAGCGAGGGGGAGGACUUCGAGGCGCGUGGCAGCCGCUUCUCCAAGUCUGCCGACGAGAGACAGCGCAUGCUGGUGCAGCGGAAGGACGACCUCCUGCAGCAGGCUCGCAAGCGUUUCUUGAACCGAAGCUCUGAAGAUGACUCGGCCUCCGAGGGCUGCCUGGCCUCGGAAAGCAUGACUUCUGACCCCGUGACCCUGCGUCGUAGGAUGCUGGCUGCGGCUGCCGAACGGAGACUUCAGAAGCAGCAGACCUCCUAGCGCUCCCGGGCCGUCCUCAGCCGCCGCCUCCAAGCAGCGCCCGCCCGCCCGCCCACCCGCGAGGAGACCCGGCCUCGCCCACCGGCUGCUGGAAGGAGCGGGCUUGACUGCAUCGCCGCUGUACAAAGCAUGUGGUCUUCAUAGUGUUUGGACAGCUGACAAAUUUAAUCCUUUUUUGUAAUACUUUCUAUGUGACAUUUCUUUUCCCUUCGGAAACACUGCACAUUUUAACUCUAGGCAUGACCUCUUCCGGCAUUGACUGGACUUCUUUGGGGUGGGGAAGGUCAGGAGGCAGCAGUGGGCAGCCGGAGGCCCUGAGGCGGCAGCUUCAGUGACGGCGUGGUGCCCAAGUCACAGCACGUGCUGGCGUCCUAGCUCCCCACCUGGCAGGAAGUGGAGGGUGGGGGCCGGGACCCAUCGGGAGCCGAGCUGUGCAGCGCGAGCCCACUCUGCACACUGGAGAGUCUGGUCCAGUGCUGUUCUUAAUCAGGAGGUGUCCAAAGUGUCCUGGAGGCCGGGCCCCCAGGUCCCCAGGCCGGCAGGGCAUCUUGGACCAGCAGAGCUUGGUUUGACACCCAGAGCAGCCCAGGGCUGUAGAGUGUGAGCAGGUGGCCCCUGUGUCCCGGUAUGUCCGGGACUUCCUUUCCGAGCCCCGAUCGAAACAGGUUUAUUCACGUUCACGCUGGUGCUCCUGCGUCUCAUGAGUUGACCCUGUGUGUCUGUCCUCUCCCGUCUGCGUUUCCCGGGCCCUGGGUGGACACGGGGCGUGCGGCGCUGAGCGGGUGGAGCAGCCAGCGUUGGUUUGUGGUUCGCAGGCCUUGGCCGAGGAAUCUGGGCAAUGCUUGAGGCUGUGGGUUUGGUCCUUGGAGAAAAUGUGGGCCUUACAAGAUGGGCGAGGACAUCCUGGAGGGCUUGACUGAAGAAAUAAAAGAGAUCUUUUCAUAUCUUUCUCCUCUGGAGCCCUUCAUUCCAUAACCUUGUUCCCAUUGGUUUGAACAUGGAACGGCAAGAUGUGGAACCCGCCUGCCUCGGAGGGACCCCGAUCCUGACCCUUUUCAGAUUUGUUACCCGUUUAACUUUAAGGAUUUGAAACACGCAGCGAUAGGUUCCAUAGUUCAGUUUUAUGUCCUAUUGGACGAAGUUGUUUUUUAAAAAUGUUUGAAAGCAUAGUUUUUUUGGUAGUCCUUUAGGGGAGAAUCCAGUAUUACCUAAAAUUAUUGGCAAAGUUAAAUGUAUUUUAAACUUGGAAAGUUUUUAGAAUGUUGAAAAGUAAUUGAGAAGAGAGUGAUGAAAUAAAUGUUUAGGCCAAGGUAAUUUAUUUCAAUAAAUCUUUCAAAAGCCUUACCUUUGAAAUGCUGUUAGUAAAUUUCUGUGAUUUUUAAGAAAAUGUGUUUUGUUUUGCUGAGAGCAUAGCUACUUGUUUUUAUUGUAAAACAAUAAUAAUAAUAAA